CCUGUUUUUUGUUGAAUGCAACUCACCAAAUAAAAAAAAAAUUUCUUUAUAAAUCAGUUAGAAAGAAAUUGUGUAUAGUUUUAGUAUCGCCUUCUGUCUUUUCCGCCACCGGUUGUGCCGUCUUGUAUUCGUGUGUACAUUUGUGGUUUUUUUUUGAAGAAUUUUAAGUCAAAUCUCCCGAUUGAAUAAUAAAAAUGCCAUUCGACGCUACAUCAUUUGCCAAGGAUUUUAUUGCCGGUGGUGUUUCGGCCGCAAUCUCAAAAACCGCCGUAGCUCCAAUCGAACGUGUCAAGCUUUUGCUUCAAGUUCAACAUGCAUCCAAGCAAAUCGCCGCAGAUAAACAUUAUAAAGGUAUCAUCGACGCUUUCGUUCGAAUCCCAAAGGAGCAAGGAUUUCUUUCACUAUGGAGAGGCAACUUUGCCAAUGUCAUUCGAUAUUUCCCCACACAAGCUUUGAACUUUGCGUUUAAAGAUAAAUUCAAGCAAAUAUUCUUGGAUGGUGUCGAUAAGAAAAAACAGUUCUGGCGAUACUUUGCCGGUAAUUUAGCUUCUGGUGGAGCAGCUGGUGCUUCUUCACUUUGCUUUGUUUAUCCACUUGAUUUUGCUCGUACCCGUCUUGGUGCCGAUAUCGGUAAAGGACCAAAUGAAAGACAAUUCAAAGGUCUUGGCGAUUGUCUUGUUAAAGUUUUCAAAAGUGAUGGUUUAAUGGGUUUAUAUCGAGGAUUCAGCGUCUCCGUUCAAGGUAUCAUUAUAUACCGAGCCGCAUACUUUGGUUUCUUCGAUACUGCAAAAGGAAUGUUGCCUAAUCCUAAAACUACACCAAUCGUCAUUUCCUGGAUGAUUGCUCAGGCUGUAACAACUGUAUCUGGCAUUAUUUCUUAUCCAUUCGAUACUGUCCGACGACGUAUGAUGAUGCAAUCUGGUCUUUCAGCUGGCGAUAGAAUGUACAGAAAUACUGCUCACUGUUGGGUCAAAAUUGCUAGAACCGAAGGCCCGAAAGCUUUUUUCAAAGGCGCUUUGUCAAACGUUUUCCGUGGUACGGGUGGUGCAUUCGUCCUUGUGCUUUAUGAUGAAAUUAAAGCUCUCAUUGUCUAAAAUGAAUCUUGGUCUUUAUGGUAAAUUCGUGGGCAAAUUCUAUGUGAAAAUAGUGAAUGAUUUGUUUAGUUUUUUUUUAAAGAAAGAUUCGCAUUAGGAACACCAUCUAUAAUAAUUUCCUCAUUUAAAUUAUUUUAAAUUUUAAUAAAUUCC
This is a messenger RNA of Dermatophagoides pteronyssinus (European house dust mite), 1247 nucleotides long. It is a transcript of the gene sesB, whose product is annotated as stress-sensitive B. Gene Ontology annotation, molecular function: ATP:ADP antiporter activity. Gene Ontology annotation, biological process: mitochondrial ATP transmembrane transport; negative regulation of mitochondrial outer membrane permeabilization involved in apoptotic signaling pathway; mitochondrial ADP transmembrane transport. NCBI's taxonomy places the organism in Eukaryota, Metazoa, Arthropoda, Arachnida, Sarcoptiformes, Pyroglyphidae. Gene Ontology annotation, cellular component: mitochondrial inner membrane. The record is from RefSeq and is a predicted model, not a curated record.